GUGUCAGUCAGAGCGGAUGUUGAGGUAACAGAGAGUGCUAACAGCUAACGACUAGUUAACUGUGUUAAACUCGGUGACUGUGGUCACUCUCUCUCUCUCCCUCUCUCUCUCUCUCUCUCUCUCUCUCACUCACCUGCAGCUCACCUGAGGACGCUUCUGGAAGCUGCUCGUGCACGCGCUCUGUCUCCAUGGCUACGGAAGACUUCUAUGAGGUGGAGAGGAUCGUGGAUCAGAGGAGGAGUAAGAAGGGCAAGGUGGAGUACCUGGUCAGGUGGAGAGGGUACGGGUCAGACGGGGACACCUGGGAGCCUGAGACUCACCUGUCCACCUGUAUGAUCUACGUCCACGACUUUAACCGCCAGCAGGCCGAACGGCAGAGAGACGCCACCUUACUGCGCUCCACCCGCAGCUCGCCCAGCCUGCGCUUCAGCCCCGCCCACAGGCCACUCUGCAGGCCGUUGCUGGCAGCUCGCAGUGACCUCAGCGGGGCUUUAAUGGGAGGCUGUAAACUAGGUGUGGCUCUUUUGCCCUCACCUGGCCUCACCCACCCUGCCUCCAUCUGCUCCCCUCACCCUCUUCAGGCCGGCAGGUUGUGUGGCGGUGUGAUGUCAGCGCCUCCUGCCGGCUCCGCCCGCCGCAGCCUGGACCUUUCCAAGACCGGCAUCAAGAUCCUGGUUCCCAAGAGUCCAAUGAACAGCCGGCUGGACUCGGAGGAGUCGCCCAGUGAGGCGGCUCACAGCCUGGAUGCCAGUGCUCAUGACGCCCACCUGGUCCCACCUGAGGUGGCGCUGCUGGAGAAACCUGCAGGUGUUCACCUGGGGCCCGGACAGGAGAGGGCCCGCAUGGGGACCCGGCCCCGCAGCUUGAAUCCCCCACCACCCCCACGGGUCCCCGUCACACCUGCCGCCAUUCGCUCCCUCGGUGGCACAGGUAACCCCCCGCUGAUGGAGGCUGCCAACGGGAUGUCAUGUGUGCAGAGUGUCGUUACCGGGGCAACCAGUGCAACAGGGAAACGGCGUCUGGAGGAGCGCUCAGCUUUCGACAAACGCCUGAGGUUCAGCGUGCGACAAACGGAGAGCGCGUACCGUUACCGCGACAUCGUGGUGAAGAAACAAGACGGCUUCACUCACAUCCUGCUGUCCACCAAGAGCUCGGAGAACAACACGCUCAACCCUGAGGUGAUGAAGGAGAUCCAGAGCGCCAUGGCAACGGCAGCAUCAGACGACAGUAAGCUGGUGUUACUGGGCGCCGUCGGCACCGUCUUCUGCUGUGGCCUUGACUUCCUGUAUUUCAUCAGACACCUGACAGACGACAGGAAGAAGGAGAGCAUCAAAAUGGCUGAAACAAUCAGGACCUUCAUCAACACCUUCAUCCAGUUCAGGAAGCCCAUCGUGGCGGCGGUGAACGGGCCUGCGAUCGGCCUCGGCGCCGCCCUCCUGCCUCUGUGUGACGUGGUGUGGGCCAAUGAGAAAGCCUGGUUCCAGACGCCGUACACCUCGUACGGCCAGACGCCUGACGCGUGCUCCUCCUUCACCUUCCCUCGCAUCAUGGGCCCCGCCUCGGCUAACGAGCUGCUGCUCAGUGGCAGGAAGUUGACGGCUCAGGAGGCGUGUUCUAAAGGUUUGGUGUCUCAGGUUCUUUGGCCGGGAACCUUUAACCAGGAAGUGAUGCUACGAAUCAAAGAACUGGUGACUGUUGACCUGCUGGUUCUGAGGGAGUCCAAAGCUCUGAUGAGGAACAGCAGCCGCAGUGCUCUGGAGCAAACCAACGAGCGCGAGUGUGAAGCUCUGAAGAGAGUGUGGGGCUCAUCACAGGGGACAGACGCCAUCCUGCAGUACCUGCAGAGGACCACUGAGCUCUGCUAGAACAACACCUGGACCUGGACCUGGACCUGGACCCGGUCCUGGACCUGGACCUGGACCCGGUCCAGGUCCUGUGACUCAGUGGAUUUUAAACUGACACUUGUUGUGACUUUUAACUUAUAAUUUGUGCUCUUAUGUUUGAUUCCACCUCCAUUUAAUCUAAUAGGUGGAGUUUACAGGCCACGCCCCCUGGCCACGCCCCUUGACGUUUCCUGCAGAGACAUUAAUCAGGAAACAUGAAAUGAAUUGUUUAUCAUUGUUAUUAUUUUAUUUACAGAUGAAGUGUAACUCUUUAGCUCCACCUCCAGUCUUUAUGCUAAGCUAGGCUAGACUAACACAGAUGAACUGGAACAUGUGACUCUGAGGUGACUGUACCUUUAAAUACAGGUGACCUCUGACCUUCUCCCAGAAACCUCUGACAAAUUACUAUGUGGACAAUAAACAGGAAGUGGACGAUAAA
Molecule: messenger RNA, 2322 nt
Organism: Labrus mixtus (cuckoo wrasse)
Lineage: Eukaryota; Metazoa; Chordata; Actinopteri; Labriformes; Labridae
Gene: cdyl
Product: chromodomain protein, Y-like
Exons: 7
Coding region: 189-1865 (558 amino acids)
Cellular component (GO): nucleus
Molecular function (GO): transcription corepressor activity
Source: RefSeq, a predicted model, not a curated record